Auanema sp. JU1783 is the source of this 786-nucleotide messenger RNA. The record is from the annotation of a GenBank genome assembly. NCBI's taxonomy places the organism in Eukaryota, Metazoa, Nematoda, Chromadorea, Rhabditida, Rhabditidae.
AUGGCCUCGAACAACGAUUGCGUUGAGAAUAUUCUCACUUUUAAGAUUCUUAACAACCAAAUUAUUCAUCGUUUCUCUCUUCCUUAUACAAGUGUUGAAACUUUAUUCGAAAAACUUAAUAUUGAGUUGAAAGAGCGUAACAUUUCUAAUGAAAACAUUCGUUAUAUUGAUGAUUCUGAUGAUCUUGUAUGCUUGAAAUCGAUUUCGGAUCUAGGAGAAGCUCUCCGAUCCAAGCCAUCUGUACUUUGCGUUGUUGUUUUCUGUGACAAUCACAAAAAGCAUCAUCAUCAGCAUGAUUUCUUUGGUCAUGGUCAUGACCACCAUGCUGCUGAACGUGCAAAAUGCAUGUUCAGAAAGUUCAGAGAAAACGCUCAUGAUUCUUCCUCUGAGAGCUCUUCAGGGGAAGAGAGCGACUUUCCUCAUCAUCGAAAGCAUCAUAAAUUCAUGAAAAUGAUGAAAUGCAUGCAAAAUGAAAAACACAAGCAUGGUUUUCAUAGACCACCUCACUUUCCCCCUCAUUUCGGGAGAAGAAGCAUGUUGCCAGGAGACGGGGAUGAUGAACAUUUCUCUCACAUGAGUCAUCAUUUCAAACACGGAUUCCCGCAUUCACAUGGAAGAUUUGGAAAAUUCAGAGGAGUGCAUCAUCAUCCUUUCGGACAUUUUGGAGGAUGGCGUCGCGGAUGCCCACGCGGCCCACGUUUUCACGGAUUCGGAGCAAGUGAGGAAAUGUUCCAUCGUCAUGGACAACACGGAAGAAGACAUCCUCAUCCUCAUCCUCAUUUCUAA